Molecule: messenger RNA, 954 nt
Organism: Corticium candelabrum
Lineage: Eukaryota; Metazoa; Porifera; Homoscleromorpha; Homosclerophorida; Plakinidae
Exons: 4
Coding region: 14-793 (259 amino acids)
Source: RefSeq, a predicted model, not a curated record
GGUUCAAUGCGCAAUGGCGGCAAGUUCAGAAGGCAGUGUAUUUUCGUGUACGUGGGACGAGGAUGAAAUUGCAACCUUCUAUGCAGCUAUAAAACGCUUUGGAACGAGGAGUCAUUCUGCUGUACGAGCGAUUGCUCACAGGAUUGGAACGAAAUCUCCCGUGCAAGUGAUAGGAAUUCUGCAUAAACUAGAAGAAAGACAGAGCAAGCUACACGUACCGGAUGACCACGAAAGAGAGCAAUUUCUCACACAACUUGCAGAAGAACUAACAGAUGAGGAUGAGUUAGCAGAUGAAGAAUCUAAGGCAGAGAAACUAAUAACUGAAGAAGAGAGAGCAUUCCUUGACGAAACACACAGAACAUAUGCAUCACAGACCGGCGUCCUCAACCCUUAUAACCUCAUGAAAUAUUCAAGAAGAAUGUAUGCUGAUUUGCUGCCAGAUCAGGAAGAAGACAUCGUACUUCCUGCUGAGACACUGUGGUUCUUGGAAAAGAAAAUGUGGGACUUUCUGGGGCUAAUAUUGAAAGAAGCACAUCGGAUGUGGGGUCCUCAAGCAACUCCAAAUUAUUUUUAUGGCAAAGCAAGAAAACCGGUGUGGGGUGACCCACAGAGAUUUACACUGAGAACUAAAUCGGAGGUGAUAUACGCUGCGAUGCAGACAGUCCCAAAUCGUGAUUUGGACGCAUUCUUUAGCAGAAUAGAUGAGUGUAACAUGACACCGUUUAGUACCGAAGUAUGUAAUACAUCUAGUGACGAAGACGAUUCAGUGAACAACAUGCAGGUAGGUAAAUGACAAUGAUGACUGACUAAACUGGAGAAAUCAGUUACUAUUACGACACGAAAGCUCUUUUAUAUAUAAGAGACAGACAACAUCUGUUGGUAGGGUAUACCACUCCUUACACUUGUAUGUAUAUAGUCAUUACUUAAUUGUACUGACUUGUUGUUUGAGUUGAA